Molecule: messenger RNA, 3463 nt
Organism: Prorocentrum cordatum
Lineage: Eukaryota; Dinophyceae; Prorocentrales; Prorocentraceae
Source: the annotation of a GenBank genome assembly
AGCCAUUUUGGCUCAAGCGAGAGGCCCAGAUCCAGGCGCAUCUCAGUGAAACGGACUUAGCGCCUAGCCCAGGGCAGCGGCCAUUUUGGGCCCAAUCAUGUUGAACGAGCGUAUCUGGCUUAUCAUACUUAUCCCUUUCAACUGCCUGACGUUCGUUGUCAUUGUCUGGCGGUUUCGCAGCUCUGGGCUGUUUGGUUUCUUCCCGCGGUGGGGCUCAGUCUAUGAUCAUUUCAAUGCUACGGCAAAGUGGCUGCUCUUCAUGUCACCACCGCACCCGUUACAUCGUCAAUUGAAGGAUAUGGCAGACAAGCGACUCUCAGAGCAAGUGGUUUGGGGGUGCCCCAGGAUACUCGUCUUUGCCUUCUGCUAUAACAUAGGUCAACUGGUGCAAAUGAUAUGUCCUCAGCGGUGCGCCUCGGCAACGCGGCACUGACUACAUUCCUGAUGGCAGGGACUCUCAAGCCAAGGUUGUUCACCCCGAGUGUCGUGUUCUUGUUCCACGUUCUCCUGUAUAUUGUCGUCUUAUACCUUGUCGCUUUCUUGAAAGCCAGCCCAGUGAGAAUCUGCGAACGUCUCGCAGUGAGUAUUGUUCAUUGCAGACCUAGAGUGACUCUUAUGUUAGGUCUUAUGUACGUCGCAGGUGUUUCGCCAGUGUAUGAACCCGCCGACACGCGUCAGGAGUUGAUAGUGUCGCUCCUUGUGUUCGCCAUAACAGCUUCGGUCAGAAAGUCCCGCGACGCGGAGUUUUUGGCAGUGUUGGAGGCAAAGACUUCGCGAAGUGUUGAGUCCAUAGCGGGCGGUCUCUUGUCAAGUGUGUGCGACGCGGUGGUGCAUAUGUCGCGAGAUUUUCGGUUUUCGAAGCCGGCCGCACAUCUUGCCACACUGCUUCUCAGAUCGCCCACAACGAUGGGUGUUGGUGUCUCAUUUGUUGAUCUAGCGGUUGACGCGUCGGAGAAGGACCGUUUGACUGCAUUCUUGGAGCGACCAAUGUCUGAUACUAGCACGGUUCACGUUUCGUUGAAAGAUUCAUGGGGCAUGAUUGUAAAGUUUCGGCUGUUCCACGCCCACGGUAUUGACAUAGACGACGAGCCGAUUCACAUAGUGGGUUUGAAGGAAGAUUCCGAAGAGCUCCGGACGCCGCCUGAGGGCAAGCUUCGCGAUAGCCAGGUGAUACCGCCUUGUAGCCUUUUAGCAGGAAUCUCGGAGGACUCGAUCAGCGUUUCAGGGAGCUCCUCUUCUGGUGUACUGAUCGGAACCGAGUGCGGGGGGAUGACUGUCCAUAUCAACUCAGAAGUCCACGGUUUGCCUAUCUUGCAGUGCUCCGCCGAGUUCUUGAGUCUGAGUGGACCUCUAUGCGAAGGCGCAGGGUUGCUGCAGUGGGUCGUCAAUCGCGACGCGUUUAUGGAGUGGGCAGAGGGAGCUUACAACAGUAGCAUGGAUAAUCACGAGUUUGGCGACGGUGCCCAUGAUGAAGAGCUCUGCGUGGCGCCAUUCAAUGUCCGUCUCGUGCUGCCUCACAUGGGCUAUAGAGUCCGCGAAAUAUCUGCGAACGUACUGUUGAAAUUGGAUGUCGCAGAGGAUGGCGGCAGCGACGUGACCCCCUCUAUACGAACCCUGCUGGUGCUGGAGGACGUUGUCUUCGUCCGCAGUGCAUCCCGCAGAGCAUCCUCCUCGACGAGGCGCACUGUGAGAGGCGGAAGCCGUCAACGGUCUUGACACUGUAACAUUUGUCCAGGCGUCCACCUUCGAUCAAUUUCUCGUCGGUCAGCAUGCCGCGUCGUCUCGCUUCUGCUCGCGCCUGUUUCACACCAGUUUUGCAGCGAGCACGCCCUCCAGGGGCCCAGGCGCAGGAGGCCCCUGCAUCAAUGCAUCCCGGCCGCUUCCUCCAUUCUACCCCGCGAACGGUUAUCACGGGGUCCGCAGACACCCGUUUCCCUUCGUAAGGCGAGGGUGCAGGGUGUUUAGCGUAACAUGCGUGAUCCAAACGGAAACCCAGAGCAGGAGGGCGGGGAACAAUACUGCCAGCCUUGGUGUUUCACCCUUUUGUUUCCUCUUGCUCUUCGAGCCGGCAGUGCACGCGGGCUCGGAAGAGCAACCAUUUUCUGUCAGGUGUUGUGCUCGUUUGCCCACGAGGAGGCCGACCUUGCCUGGGUCAGGGCCCAAGGCGAGGCUUCGACGCGUCAGUCCGGCCCCCUCGAAGGGAACUCGGAUUCAGACGCGUCCGAUGUUUGUUCGGCCCCGUUCGAUGGGUCGAGGCCGCCUCACUUGAAGCUCCUCCUCCUCCUCCCUCCACACUUGUUGCCGAUUCUCCGUAUCCGAUGGAAAUGGGGUGGCAAGCAGGAGCGCUAGGGACAUGAGUGAGGCCCGCAGUGUGAGCUUCUCUUUUUGCGUGUCUGUAAUUUUUUGUGCUCGUGAAUCGUGUGCCGCUGCAACAGGAGUAUUGUGAGUUUAAGUCUGCCCGUGGAAGAGAAACGUCGGAGAUUUGUUGUUAGCAUUUAGCUGACCAUUGCACGGCUGGCCGCUGCAUGAAUUUUUUGGUGUGACCUCGUCCCAGUUUCGAGGAAGUCGCUGCUUCUCUUAGUUUUGGUGCAAUAAACGGGGAUCCCUCCUGCGGUCGCUUCGUCCCUCCUCCCUCCUCUCGCCCUUCCCGCUCCUCCUGGGCCGUGGGCCUCUCCUGCCCCCCUCGGGGGCCAUCCCUGGCUGAGGGCUGUGUGAAAUGCUCCCUCCUGAGCGUCCGCGUGCGGACGCCUAGGGGCGCGCCUUCGCCUCCUUUGGCCAGGUAUGGCGCCUGCUCGCCCUUGGUCUCCCGCGUCGUUGCUGCUUGCUGGUGGAUCCCGCGUGCACCUGUCGGCACGGGCCGCACACGGGCUACCGAAACUCGGGCCAUGCCGUUCGUGUCCCACGUGUCGUGUGGUGCCGAGCUUACAGCAAUGAGGGGGUAACCCCACCACACUCCGUAGUUCGAGCUGACUUUGGACUCAUAUGGAGCUGCAUUCGCAACAGGCAGGCAGCCAUAUCGACCAACUGGAUCCCGCAAAUCUGUGCGUACGUAAGCUGGGCACGAGCAGCAAAUUCACCAGCAUGCUCGUCAGCUUGCUUGUUGGCGACGUAAUGUGCUAAGGACAAGGCUCUCUCAAGAGCUUCCUGCUGAGUUAUGCCACCUCUUUGAUUGACUUCUUCAGCUCAAUGCAGAAGUCGCAUGCGUGGCCGUGCCCAUUUCGGCGCACCACUCGCACGUUUCGUGGCCCCAUCGGGAGCUCCGCCGAAGGUCCCAGCGGCGGGACUCGCAUGCGUGACAGCGCUUGUCUUGGCACACCGACUGCGUGCCCUGCUGUUCUCCCCAAGGCCGGGUCGACAGCCGCUCAGAUCAGCUGUGGAUGGUUACAGCUGUAGCCCGUUGCGGCUGACCCCUGCGACCCCAGCAUUGUGGACGACGAUCAACGAAGAGGAAACAUGUUGCCAA